AAGCGUCACGCCACUUCCUGUCAGUCUCAUGCUGCCGUCUUAAAGAAACAUUCCCCUCGAACACAAAACAGACUCCAGGAAACGUGAUGUCAUAUCCAGGUGUUUCUGUUUAAUUGAUGUAACACAUCGACAGUAAACGUCAGGUGUUGAUGUCACUUCCUCAGAGUUGAAGACAGUAGCUGAAAAAUAAAUUCACUUUAGUGACUUUUGUCUCUGCGCUGAUGAUCGCUGUGGCCAGAGGUGAUAUGUUUUCAGGUUGUCCGUACAUACAUCCCUACGUCCUGUUCUCAUGAACACAAUAUCUCAAGAACUUCUCGAGGGAAUUUUUUUUAAAUUUGACACAAACGUUCACUUUGACUUAAUGUUUUGGUGGUCGAAGGUCAAAGGUCAGUGUGACCUCCCUGAUCCAGCGCCGGUAUCAGAUCAGGGAGGCCAUUGAAAUAAGGAAGCGGGGCCCAGGGACAAUGAAGAGGGACGAGGGGGCAUACAUGCUCUCCCACACCUGGAGCAGCAUCCUGGAGAGGCGGCGGACGGACAGCAGGUGGCGUCACGCCUCCCUAACAUUGGCUGAUCGACAGAUCAGCUGAUAAUGAGGCGUUUCCUCUGUAGGGUGUCUGGGCUCAGCCUUAGAGAUAGGGGGAGGAGUCAGACAUCUGGAGGGAGCUCGGAGUAGAGCCGCUGCUCCUUCAUGUUGAGGUGGUUCAACAUCUGAUCAGGAUCCUCCUGGGCGCCUCCCAUUGGUGUUUUGGGCACGUCCCGUCUGGUCUGGGAACGCCUCGGGGUCCUCCAGGAGGAGCUGUGAAGAGCAACAUCUCGAGAGCUUUGCUCAGCGUCCUGCCCCCGAGACCCAGCCCUGGAUUGGUGGACAAAAAUGGAUGGAUGGAUAAGAUGAUUUAAUCUUGUGACUCUUAUAGACUUUAAAAUGUUAUCGAUUCAAAUGGAUCAAAUCCUGAGAGUGAAACGAGUCGUUCAACUGCAGUCACAAUGUAAGUCAAUGGGAGGAAGUCUUUUUGGGUUACAGAGCAUCAUGUGACGCGCCUGAAAGUUCUAACUUCCACUAGGAAAAUUGGCUUCAAAGCCUGGCACACUUCAGGGGAACAGUUUUAUGUUGUUGAAUACUCUGUGUCAGCAACCAAAGCGUCUGAACUGAGAAGACGCUGCACCCCCCAUGGUGUCUCAUUGUCCUGCUGUCUUCUGCAUUUACCUGUUAGCAAGACUUUGUUUUAAAACUGAUUUUAAAAGCAACAACAGCAGAAUAACGAAACGUAUUUACAUAGAAAUAAAAUCAGGAGAAAUUAAAUAAUUUGCAGAAACAUCAAAAAUGGCAGUAAUACUGAAAUCACGCUGUGGAGCCGCCCUCAGUGUGACGGACCUACAGAUGGACUGUAAACGUCUCUGGAUCUCAUAGAUUUGGACUUUAAGCUGUUUGUUGUGAAAUGAGUCACUCACAAACCUCGUCGCUGAUCUCAGAGGAUCCAUCGCAGCUUUUUAAAAUGCAAACACAAACCUCCCUCCUGCUGUCACUUCCUGUCUGACGGAGCGGAGGUUCUUCUCCCCGCUGACCUCAGAGGUGAGUCUGCAGGUCGUCUCAUUAUCAGCAGGUAAAUAUUGUCACACUGACGUCAGAGCUGCUCUCAUAUAAAACCUUCAUGCCUCAGACUGAGACUCAGCAUCCAGAGGCGUCUCUCAGUGUCCCUCAGCGUCCCGCACGGUCCGAGUCCAUCAGCGCCAUGCUCAGUGGCAGGAUGCUGCUCCUCAGCGCCUCCUGCUGGCUGCUGGUUGUUUUGGGGAGCAGCGAGGAGCUGAUAGAGGAGCGAUCACCUGGAGACACUGCCAUCAAGACACAAGAAGAGGAGGAACUGAUCGAAGCUCUGCAGGAAGUUCUGGAGAAGUUAAAGAACAAACAGCUGCCAUCGUCAGAGAAGAAGCUCGGCUGGGUUCCUGCUUGUGAUGCAGGUGAGCAGUGUGCGGUGCGUAAAGGUUCGAGGAUUGGGAGGUUGUGCGGAUGUCCCGGAGGAACCGUCUGUAACUUCACUGUCCUCAAGUGCCUGUAGGAACUUCCUGUUUUUCUCAGCUACAAAAUAAA
Epinephelus fuscoguttatus (brown-marbled grouper) is the source of this 2086-nucleotide messenger RNA. Its product is annotated as cocaine- and amphetamine-regulated transcript protein-like. Gene Ontology annotation, biological process: adult feeding behavior; cellular response to starvation; negative regulation of appetite. The transcript is spliced from 3 exons. The record is from RefSeq and is a predicted model, not a curated record. Gene Ontology annotation, molecular function: neuropeptide hormone activity. Bases 1650 to 2054 code for a protein of 134 amino acids. NCBI's taxonomy places the organism in Eukaryota, Metazoa, Chordata, Actinopteri, Perciformes, Serranidae.